AUGGCCGCAGUGCUGAGCUUCAAUCCGACUCCUAUUUUCCGAUCGGUUGCAGCUCGCAAGUCGGCGAAUGCCAACAGAGCCUUAUCCGUAAAGGCAUCGGCAAAGGCUUCGGAAAACCCUUCCGCUUCGAUAUCGGCGCCGCCUAAUUUCACGCCCCCGCAGCCGAAGCCAUUUUCCAUCAGACCGGACAGGAUUUUCGACAUCCUUGGAGCUUCGCUCGCCUUAAUCUUCCGCCUGGGCACCAGCGCCCUUGCAUCAGGGUACUCUAUAACCCUGGUGCCUGAAAACGAGAUUCCAUCCGAUCAGUACGCUCUAAAACUUGCCGGUUUCAAGGUGAAAGAAACUUCAAAGUUAGGCCCUCGCCCGGAGCAACCAAUCGAAAUCUACGAGUUUGAGAGCUGCCCAUUCUGUCGCAAGGUUCGGGAAAUUGUGUCAAUAUUGGAUCUUGAUGUCUUGUUCUAUCCAUGUCCUAGAAAUGGCCCAAAUUUCCGUCCCAAAGUUUCUCAAAUGGGUGGGAAGCAGCAGUUCCCCUACAUGGUGGAUCCAAACACGGGCGUUUCUAUGUACGAAUCAGAUGACAUAAUUAAGUAUUUGGUCGGGAAAUACGGCAAUGGAAAUGUCCCGUUUCUUCUGUCACUCGGUUUGUUAACUACCUUGACAGAAGGAUUUGCCAUGAUGGGUCGAAUGGGGAAGGGUUCUUCCUACACUCCAUCAAAGCUCCCUCCAAAGCCGCUUGAGAUUUGGGCGUACGAGGCUUCACCGUUUUGCAAAGUUGUGCGCGAAGUGCUGGUGGAGUUAGAGCUACCUCACAUACAUCACAGCUGCGCACGAGGGAGCCCGAAAAGGCAAGCGCUGUAUGAGAGAGUUGGCCAUUUCCAGGUUCCUUACUUAGAAGAUCCAAACACAGGAAUUCAAAUGUUUGAGAGCGCUGAUAUUGUCGACUACCUAAGAGCCACUUACACUCUUUCAUCCUAGUGUGGAUUUCUAUCUUUUAAUUUUGAUUUUGUAGUAUCAUUUUACUUUUACAGCAACAAAUUUGGGGCUUCAAUUCAAUUGCAGUAAAAUGAAGGGUGGACUAAA
Andrographis paniculata is the source of this 1080-nucleotide messenger RNA. RefSeq lists its product as uncharacterized. NCBI's taxonomy places the organism in Eukaryota, Viridiplantae, Streptophyta, Magnoliopsida, Lamiales, Acanthaceae. The record is from RefSeq and is a predicted model, not a curated record. Gene Ontology annotation, cellular component: chloroplast. The transcript has 12 exons. Bases 1 to 975 code for a protein of 324 amino acids.